CCUCCCCAACUAUCAAUUUACUUGCAAAAAACCAUCCAACCUCAUAUUUUGGUGGUAAAACCCUCCAAAGUGUACUUCCGUUUACAUUUUUAAGGUACCGUCAGUCUGACCUCGUUAAGCCCUAAUUUUGCCCACGUGGCAAUGACAGGUCAGUUAAAAAUUAUCCUAUGUGGCAUAUUUAAAAAAAAAAUAUUAAAGUAAGUAAUUAACAUAAAAAUAAAAACUUUAAAAUAUAAACAAAACCCUAAAAUUUACAAUAGAGACUGGAAAUUAAAAUCUACACAGAAAAGAAAGAAGGAGACGAAGAAGAAGAGAAAGAGCAGAGAAAAAGAAGAGAAAGAGGUGAAGAAGAAGAAGAGAAAGAGAAGACGAAGAAGAAGAGAUAGAGGGGAAGGAGACGAAGUUCAGCAGAAGAAGGGAAGAACGAAGAACAAGAAAGAAAAUGACUGUAAAAUGUCGUUGUCGUCCUCCGAAGAGAUCUAUGAUUUUCACCUCUUGGACUGAUGCAAAUCCAGGUAGAAGAUUCAUGAGAUGUCCUCUGUACAAUCAAGUUGGUGGGUGUAAAUUUUGGGAGUGGUAUGACCCUCCGAUGUGUGAGCGUGCUGCAGUAGUCAUACCAGGCUUGCUGAGAAAAAUAGGGAAGUUGGAAGAUGAACUUUCAUCUAUGACGUCGAAAAUUGCUGAACUUUCAUCUAUGUCGAAAAUUAAUGAACACUCAUCUAUGUUGAAAUUUGACGAAGAUCCUGAUUUAACAAACAUGGAUGAGGGCUACAAUGAAAGCUUUGAUGACAGCAGCCCAAGUAUUCUUGUUCCUGAAAAUAAAAGCAGUCAAACUUUUAGAUUUGUAUUAAUUUGUAUUGUAGUUAUUUUUGCUUUCCUGUGGUUAAAAUCAUAAAAUUAUGUAAGGUGGUGUUUAGUUUACCGAAAUGUAAUUGUAAUGGUAAUAGGAAUAGUAAUGGAAUGUAAAAGUAAUAGUAAUGGGAAUACUAUUACCAUGUUUGGUUUAUUUUGUAAUUAGAAUUGAACUUAUAAAACUUUGAUUCAGCUAUGGUUUAUUUUGUAAUUAUAAUUGAAUUGAGAAAACUUUGAUUAUAUGAUGGUUUAUUUUGUAACAGAAAUAGUAAUAGGAAUAUUAUUACGAUGUUUGGUUUAUUUUGUAGCUAGAAUUGAAUUGACAAAAUUUUGAUUCCAUUAUGGUUUAUUUUGUAAUUAGAAUAAAAUUGACAAAAUUUUGAUUCCAUUAUGGUUUAUUUUGUAAUUAGAAUAAAAUUGACAAAAUUUUGAUUCCAUUACGAUCUUGAUUCCAAUCAAUCAAAAAAACAAAUUCAAAUGUAAUAAAAUAAAGGCAAAAGUUCGCUCUAAUUUUUU
This is a messenger RNA of Cannabis sativa, 1368 nucleotides long. RefSeq lists its product as uncharacterized. The record is from RefSeq and is a predicted model, not a curated record. The transcript has 2 exons. Gene Ontology annotation, molecular function: zinc ion binding. Bases 443 to 895 code for a protein of 150 amino acids. NCBI's taxonomy places the organism in Eukaryota, Viridiplantae, Streptophyta, Magnoliopsida, Rosales, Cannabaceae.